AUGACCAUGAGCUCGAUGGCCGAGACCCUGCUGGGCUCCGACCCGUCCAAAGCCGCGUUCCUGGAGCUCGCCCCCCAGCACUACCCCCUGCACGGCCCCCCCCAGCACGACCCCCCGCCCUUCUCCUCCUACGGCCGGCCCGGGCCCUUCCCGUACCCCGGCGCUGCUGCCCCGCCGCCCCACGGGGGUCCCUACCUGCCCUACCCGCCCCCCGGCGCCCCGCACGGCCCGGCCCCCGCGGCCAGGCUGCCGGACACAGAGGCCGAGAAGCCUCCGGCUGCUUCCAACGGGGACCUGCGGCUCGGCGGGAAGGGCAAGAAGCUGCGCAAGCCCCGCACCAUCUACUCGAGCGUGCAGCUGCAGGCGCUGAACCAGCGCUUCCAGCAGACGCAGUACCUGGCGCUGCCCGAGCGCGCCGAGCUGGCGGCGCAGCUGGGGCUCACCCAGACCCAGGUGAAGAUCUGGUUCCAGAACAAGCGCUCCAAGUACAAGAAGAUCAUGAAGCAGGGCCCGGGUGCCCCCGAGGGGGAGCAGACCCCGCACAGCGUCCCCGCCCUGUCCCCCCUCUCCCCCGGGCUCCCCCCGCUCUGGGACCUCCCCGGGCCCGGCAAGGGCCCCCCGCUGCCCCCCGGGGGCUACAUCAACACCUUCGGGGGCUGGUACCAGCCCCACCCGCAGGACGCCAUCCCCAGGGCCCCCAUGAUGUGACACUGCCGCCGCUCCAGCGCCGCAGCAUCCGGAGGGACAAUGAGGGACAAUGAGGGACACGGAGGGACACCGAGGGACACCGAGGGACACCGGGGGGACGCUCUGCCGCUGCCCCCCUCGGGGGACUGGGAGCCCAGCGAAGCCCUGGGGGAACCCAGCGAAUGGAGGAGGAGGAGGAAGGAGAGGAGGAAGAAGGUGACAAGGAUGGGCAGGGAUGUCCUGCUCGGUCACGCUCUGCAGUGACCCCGCGCCCUGUGCGCCGUCCCAGCGGGACAGGACUCGGCCCAGG
Molecule: messenger RNA, 997 nt
Organism: Camarhynchus parvulus
Lineage: Eukaryota; Metazoa; Chordata; Aves; Passeriformes; Thraupidae
Gene: DLX4
Product: distal-less homeobox 4
Biological process (GO): cell differentiation; negative regulation of transcription by RNA polymerase II; embryo development
Molecular function (GO): DNA-binding transcription factor activity, RNA polymerase II-specific; RNA polymerase II cis-regulatory region sequence-specific DNA binding
Source: RefSeq, a predicted model, not a curated record